Molossus molossus (Pallas's mastiff bat) is the source of this 1090-nucleotide messenger RNA. RefSeq names its product mitotic spindle organizing protein 1 (gene MZT1). Gene Ontology annotation, cellular component: interphase microtubule organizing center; centrosome; spindle. The coding region runs from base 51 to 299 and encodes 82 amino acids. Lineage: Eukaryota; Metazoa; Chordata; Mammalia; Chiroptera; Molossidae. The transcript is spliced from 3 exons. Gene Ontology annotation, biological process: gamma-tubulin complex localization; mitotic spindle assembly; microtubule nucleation by interphase microtubule organizing center. The record is from RefSeq and is a predicted model, not a curated record.
GCGCUCCACUUCCGGGUCAGACCCUUGUCCCGCCUACCUCGGCCUCAGCCAUGGCGAGUAGUAGCGGUGCCGGGGCAACGGCGGCGGCAGGGGCGACGAAUCUGAAUGCGGUGAGGGAAACCAUGGACGUUCUGCUCGAGAUUUCAAGAAUUUUGAAUACUGGGUUAGAUAUGGAGACUCUCUCUAUUUGUGUACGGCUUUGUGAACAAGGAAUUAACCCAGAAGCUUUAUCGUCAGUUAUUAAGGAACUUCGCAAGGCCACUGAAGCACUGAAGGCUGCUGAAAAUAUGACAAGCUGACUUUCUGGAGAAAUCCUAAUGAGAUGUCAAGCUCUGCAAGAGGAUUUGGAGAUUGCAUUGUAGUCAGGAAUGUACAAUGAAAUUACUACAUCAGCAGUGUAGCAACAUUUUUCUUUUUAAAAGAAUUAUAAAACUAUAGCUUUAUAAAUUAAUGAAUAGUGGCUUACAGAAAGGACUAUCAGAUGUGUUUACGUCACAUCUUACUUUUUAAAACCCCUAAUGCUUUGGCAUUACAGUGUUCAUAUUUAUUCCUUAUUUAUAGAUCUGAUAGCUUUAAUUUUCUAAGCAGUCUGUCUAUCAGAUGUGCACAUCUGCUGUGCCUGUUUAUAGUAUAGUGAAACCCAUUAGUAGUAAUAUAGUAGUUAUGACUUGCUGACAUUUCCAUUAUAAACUUUAAUUUUAAAUUGUUUAUGCAAAAUAACUAGAUUUAUGUUGCAUUGGGCUGAAAGUUGACAGAAUUUCAACCACCAUUUGUGAAGUUUGAUUUAGAUUCAUUAUGUAUAUCAGAAUCUUGUUUUUUUUAAGAGCACAAAAAACAUUUGUUCUAAUUUGAUCUUUAACAAAGAAUAUAUAAUUUUUAAACAUAAAGUUUGUCUGGCAGUUAAUAGUGUGAACCAGAUCAAUUUUGUAUUGAUUGAAAAAUAAAACUUUUAGAAACUUAGAUUUUAAAAGUAAUGAUAGUACUUAGCUUAGUACUAUUUGUCAGUUGAAUCAUGUAAUGAGAAUAUUAAUUGAGAGUGUUUUUUUCUCUUAGUUUUAUACUCUGAAAAUGAUGAAACAUUUUCAACAUG